CUCGAUCAUUUAUAUGGAUAUUACAUAAUUAAAAAAAUAAACUAAGUAUUUUGUUCCAAAACUAAUAGAUUUUUCUAUUGUAUCGUAUUGAUCAAAGUUCGUGAAACUUUCAUGAGUGGGAAUAAAGUAAAAUUGGAAAUAAGUCUAGUCAAAGUUUUGACAUUGAAAAAGACCAAUUGCUGUUUCUUGGCAAUAAUAAGACACCUGGAAAUAAAACAACAGUACCUGUUUGCUUACAUUUUUCAUCUACGCAAAAACACCAUAAUAUAUUUUUAUGGACAAAUGGUUUGGAGAGAAACGACUAUGGCUAUUUGGAAAUCGUUUUCCAUUGCUAUCUAGAAGAGCGAACGUCCAGAGCGGGAAAAUGGAGCGGUACGAGAAACUCAGUCGACUCGGCGAAGGCAGUUACGGAGUUGUAUAUAAAUGUCGCGAUCAUGAGACGGGUGGAUUAGUGGCUGUAAAACGUUUUGUAGAAAGCGAAGAGGACCCAGCUAUAAGAAAGAUUGCAUUACGAGAAAUUCGACUAUUGAAGAAUUUGAAGCACGAAAAUUUAGUAUCCCUUUUGGAAGUUUUUCGUCGAAAGCGCAGACUACAUUUGGUGUUCGAAUUUUGUGAGCAUACUGUUUUACAUGAAUUGGAGCGAAAUCCACAAGGCUGUCCUGAUGCAUUAACGAAGCAGAUAAUUUACCAAACCUUGAAUGGCGUUGCAUACUGUCACUCGCAAGGUUGUUUGCACCGUGAUAUCAAGCCUGAGAAUAUCCUUCUUACUGCACAAGGACAAGUUAAACUGUGUGAUUUUGGUUUUGCCCGAAUUAUGAGCCCAGGCGAGAACUACACAGAUUAUGUCGCAACGAGAUGGUAUAGAGCACCUGAGCUCUUAGUUGGGGACACUCAAUACUCCACACCUGUGGACGUCUGGGCAAUCGGGUGUGUUUUUGCUGAAAUGGUGCGUGGUACUGCACUUUGGCCUGGUCGGAGUGAUGUGGAUCAAUUGUAUCUAAUUCGUAGAACCAUUGGUGAUAUCUUGACCAGGCAUCAACUGAUUUUUAGUCAAAACGAAUACUUUGGAGGAAUCACACUUCCAGUUGCACCAGUCAUUGAUGGAUUGGAAUCAAAGUUCCCGAGCAGGGUUCUCAAACAACCUGAAAUUCUUGAUUUUGCAAGACGUUGCUUGGAUAAAGACCCGUCUAAACGAUACUCAUGUGAACGCCUCAUGAAACAUCCCCUUUUCGAGGAUUACCUAGCGAAGCAAAAAGAAAAUUCAAUUGAACAUAUCGAUUCACACAAGCUGAAUCGUUCGCGUGAAAAAGCAAAGUCAUUGAAUACGUCGCUACCAAUGAUCGUAAAUGCACAAGAAAUUAAUGCCAAUUUGAAACAGAUGCCGAAAAUUUAUUCCAAUUCGAACGAACACCACUUGCCUUCAAUUUAAAAGUCAGAACAUCGGAUUUUUAAUGCUUCUUUCUCUACGAAUAGUUAUUUGUUAAUACGCUUUUUUCGAUCUAUAGGAAUCGAUUUAUUUUUUAUUAUAUAGCGAUUUCAAAUAUUUGAUUCAUCUACUUCGACAUUCUUUCUGUAGACAAUUAUUUUACAUGUAAAUUUUUAUUUACGUUAUGCACACAUCUUUGUUUUGUUUUUCUUUUUUUGUAAAUUGCAACAUGUAAAAGAAACAAAAAGGUAUAAUAUGUAACUUUUUCUUUUAAAAAUUAAAGCGAAAAACUAUAUAUGUUAGACAUUAAUUAAUUACUAUAAUUGACCCAUACAUUGCAUUGGCCGGUGAUUUUAACGAGAUUCUGACGAUAAAUUGAGUCUGAUAGACCAUUGUAAGUAAAGCAUUUAUAGCCCACGUAUCGACUGCAUUCAAAACUAUGACAAGAAAAUCAGCUAAACGGAUAUAUAUUCAAAAUUGACUGUGUAUUUGAUCAAAUUUGGGAUGUUGCCAAAACUCAAUGGAAAAGAAUGUUGUGAUAGAAACUGCUAAUGAAAAUAACACACAUAUACAUAAAUAAAUUUCAAACAACAAAUUAUAGAGACAUGCGAGUCUGCGUAGAAGAGAUAUACUCGUUUAAUUUUUAUUUUUGUAGCAAACCCAAUGAAAAUGCUUGAAUUGGAGCGAUGUUGUCACCGGUUUUGAGAAAAAAACGGACAUGUUAAUCAGGCCAGAUUUAUAAAAAUAGAAUGAAAUUCCAGCCAGUGAAUCUUCAGCUUCUAAUUAAUUAAACUAACCAAUUCGAUAUUGAAGGUUUCAAGAUUCCAAAAGUUUUACAUUUUCCUUGACAUCAUUUUGAGCCUUUCAGCCAAUGAACAAAAAAAAAAUCUUAGGCAUAAAACGUGUCGAUCAAGAUGCAUUUUGAAUGUUGAAUCAACCAAAAUAUUAUAUUUAAAAAAAUUGAAAACAUAAGUAAGAUUUCGCUUGGUUUACGAAUGAAAUUUUUCGCAAUGCUUUACUAACCUUGCAUGCUGAAAAACAAGAUGGGCGAACGAUGACGAUCGUUGUUAUUUGCUCUUCGCAUUUUGCAAGAGAUUUUCUGUUGUUGUUUUUUUUUUCCUC
Contarinia nasturtii (swede midge) is the source of this 2548-nucleotide messenger RNA. Its product is annotated as cyclin-dependent kinase-like 4. Gene Ontology annotation, molecular function: ATP binding; cyclin-dependent protein serine/threonine kinase activity. Gene Ontology annotation, cellular component: nucleus. Gene Ontology annotation, biological process: protein phosphorylation. Bases 275 to 1429 code for a protein of 384 amino acids. Lineage: Eukaryota; Metazoa; Arthropoda; Insecta; Diptera; Cecidomyiidae. The transcript is spliced from 12 exons. The record is from RefSeq and is a predicted model, not a curated record.